GAUACGCCCCUUUCAUUUCGACACGCCCACUUUCUAGCCAGCAAAAGAAAGCCAUGUUUGAAGUUUUUCUCCCAGAUUUCUCCACAUAUUUAUCCUCCAUCAUGGAGGCGCUUGGGGGAUACCCCACCAAAUCAUCUGCUUCUAAAGCAGGACUGUUCAAGGUUUUACUGAGUGUGGCCGUGUGCAUGGGCUCACUGUAUCUGCUGCAGAGUAAACUGUCAAAGUCGCGAAAAGCCAAAGAUUUCUACUCAUUUGAAGUGAAGGACGCGAGAGGCAGAGCUGCCUCGCUGGAAAAGUAUCGAGGGAAAGUAAGUUGCAUACUUUUAAUGUUUUAA
This is a messenger RNA of Pimephales promelas (fathead minnow), 335 nucleotides long. The record is from RefSeq and is a predicted model, not a curated record. Lineage: Eukaryota; Metazoa; Chordata; Actinopteri; Cypriniformes; Leuciscidae.